Messenger RNA from Macrosteles quadrilineatus (aster leafhopper), 6415 nucleotides. Its product is annotated as regulator of nonsense transcripts 2-like. The record is from RefSeq and is a predicted model, not a curated record. Gene Ontology annotation, molecular function: RNA binding; protein binding. Gene Ontology annotation, cellular component: cytoplasm; exon-exon junction complex. The transcript has 25 exons. Gene Ontology annotation, biological process: nuclear-transcribed mRNA catabolic process, nonsense-mediated decay. NCBI's taxonomy places the organism in Eukaryota, Metazoa, Arthropoda, Insecta, Hemiptera, Cicadellidae. Bases 147 to 3974 code for a protein of 1275 amino acids.
GACUAGAUGUAGAUGCUUUGAGAGAAAGACGAAAUGUGAGGUCAAAAGUGACGACGAUAGAAUAAUCAUGAUCAUUUCUUACCAAAUCAAUCGAUAAAAUCAUUUAUAAAUGGAAGUUAUCUGACAUCAAGAUCAUUAUUAACGAAAUGGAGGCACAAGUAUCAACAGUUAUCCAUGAUGGUACAAAACAUUUUGAAAAUGAAAAACUAAUUAAUAUUGCUGAUGACAUCAAGUUGAAUUUUAAAACCAAUUAUGAUAUUGUAGAAAAUCAAAUUGCAAAAUCAGAUGAAUUAAAUAUCACUAAUCUAUCAGAGACAGAUAACCCACAAGAUGCUCAAGGCAAGAAUCAAGCCCCAAAUUUUGAUCAAGGAAAGUGCGAAGGAGAGAUCAGCAGUAACUGUACCGAUGUUGGAGUAUCAAAGGAAAAAUCUGACAAUGAAAAUGAAGAGAGCAAAACCAAACAGAUUGAAGAGGAUGAGAAGGCAAUGCUACUUUCUUUCAUUAAUGAAGUGGAACAAAGAGCUCAAGCAAAACUACAACUGCGAGAAAAAAACCAGGCACCUAGCAGACCUGAAGAAGCAGCGCUCGCUAAACUGGAUUCUAGUCUAAAGAAAAAUACUGCAUUUAUCAGGAAACUGCGAAACUUCACAGCACCACAGCUGGCAAGUUUGAUAAAAGACAUGUCUACCUUGAAUCUGUCGAAGUAUAUAAGUGAGGUGGCUUCAGCUUUAGUAGAAGCUAAACUUAAACUGAACGAUGUUCCUGCAGCAGUUUUGCUUUGUAGCCAGAUGCAUACGACUUAUUUAGAGUUUUCCAAAGUGCUGUUGGAACAUUGGGUGAAAACUCUAUCUUUAAAGAAGGACGAAAAGAUUGCAAAUCCUAGUAAGCUGCGAGUGGACCUCAGAUUUUAUGGGGAUUUGAUCACUUCAGGGAUAUUCCAGUACAAGGAGGCUCUAACACUACUGGGAAAUGUACUUACGUUCCUCUCAACAUCAGAUAGAGAAGAGCACAAUAACAUAAGCAUCAUUCUUAGCUUCUGCAAACAUUGUGGAGAAGAUUAUGCAGGUCUUGUACCAAGAACUAUGCGAGUUCUGUCAGAAAAACACAAUAUUCCGAUCCCUAGAAGCUCCAUGCUCCCUCCUGAGAAGCAGAAGAAUGUUCGGUCACUAGUCAAAGACUACUACAGUUCACUUUGUAAACAUCUUCUAAAGGAACAUGGUGAGUUGCAAGCUUUUGAACGACAAAACCGAAGAAUUCUGCAGACUAAAGGAGAGCUUAGUUCUGAGAGGAAGGAGCGAGGAGAGGCCCUUGCUGCUUCGUUCCAGAAACUUCACAACGGGACUGUCAACUUCGCUGAGAUUCUUGAUGAAGAUGUUCCAGAAUUACCUGAAGAAAGUCUUGCAUCAAGGACCAACACUUAUACUGAAAACUUUGGCAAUUUUAGAGAGCUUAGUAAAGCAGAAGCAGAAAUGUUCAGUAUUGGAGGUAUAACAGACUCAGACGAUCCUUCAUGCGCCAUAUGCCUUUGGGAAGAUGAAGAAACACAGCGAUUCUAUACAGAGUUUCCCAACCUCAAAGAUUACUUGCCAAACUACAAAGUUGUCAAAUCAGAUAAAGCCUCUUCUGCUACGAUGACGGAAGAGAAACUCGAUGAAGAUCUCAAAGAAGAAGAAUUGGAAGAUGACAAGAAAGAAGAAGAAGUGGUGGCUGAAACUAUCGAAGAGAUUGAAGAGUCAGAUAACAAUAGUGCCAACAAUAAAAUAUUGUUGGAUGGAUUUUUGAACCUGCUUUCAAAUUGUGUCAAUCGGGAAAUGAUUGACAAUGCUGCGAUUGAGUUUCUCAUGUACCACAACACCAAACAUCAUCGCAAGAAACUGGUCAAGACUUUGUUUGGAGUACCAAGGACCAGGCUUGAUUUGCUUCCGUUCUAUGCAAGAUUGGUAGCCAUUCUCAACCCAUUGUUGCCUGAUAUUGCCACGGAUCUGUGCCUCCUACUGAAGCACGAUUUCAAAUAUCACGUGAGGAAGAAGGACCAGAUAAACAUAGAGUCAAAGCUGAAGGUGAUCCGUUUUAUCGCAGAACUGGUAAAAUUUGAGCUAUACUCCAAAAUUGAGGGACUUUACUGCCUUAAAAUUCUACUGCACGAUUUCUCUCAUCACCACAUUGAAAUGGCAUGCACAAUGCUGGAAACUUGCGGUAGAUUCUUCUUUAGAAGUCCAGACACUCACCAGAGGACCAAGGUCUACUUGGAGCAAAUGAUGAGGAUGAAGUCAGGGAAAGCGUUGGAUUCAAGAUAUGUAACAAUGAUAGAGAAUGCUUACUAUUUUGUGAAUCCGCCUGAAAGCCCAGCAUCGAAAGUAAAAGAACGUCCUGUAAUGCACGAGUUUAUAAGACAUAUUUUAUACCAGGAUUUGACAAAACACACUGAAUCCAGCAAGGUUCUUGACUCAAUGAGAAGACUGAAUUGGAGAGACCCACAAAUAUCUGCUUAUGCCAUAAAAUGUCUGACACAAGCGUGGAAUGUUCCUUAUCCCAAUAUCAAAGACUUGGCCAACCUCCUAGCUGGCCUUGUUGAAUACCAGGAGUUUGUGGCAGCCCAUGUUGUUGAUGGGGUGCUAGAAGACAUAAGAAUAGGAAUAGAAGUGAAUACCAAAAAUCUAAACCAGCGACGAGUAGCAAUGGUGAAAUACUUGGGUGAACUGUAUAACUAUCGAAUGGUCGAAAGCAAUGACAUUUUCAAGGUCCUUUAUUCUUUGAUCGCGUUUGGGGUUUCCUUUGAUUACGAGAGAGUUUCACCAAUAGAUCCGCCAGAUCAAUUGUUUCGCAUUCGCCUAGUCUGCACACUCCUUGAAACCUGUGGACAGUAUUUCAGCCACGGACCCAGCAAAACAAAGUUGGACUACUUCUUUGUUUUCUUUCAGCAUUACUUCUGGUUCAAACACUCAGACUCAGUUUGGACGGAUGAUAAUCCAUUCCCAACAAACAUCAAUCACAUGUUCAGGGAUUGUCUUACUAGUCUGAGGCCUACUAUCAAGCUGUCAGAAAGUUACCAGGAGGCUGAAGAAAGUGCUCGUCAACUUACAGAGAAAAUGAGGUCCAAAUGGGAUCCACUCAUCAACUUCCAGCAUAACGAUGAUGAACUAAAUCCAAUUAUGGAGACAGAGAAUGAAAAUGAAACAAAUGAUGAAGAAGAAGAUGACGUUGAGGAAGAUUUGACUGGAGUUGAUAAUACCAGGCAAGGCUCAUUGUCUGAUGAAGGGGAAGAAUCAGAUGAGGAAAAAUCAGUCGCUCAAAGUUUGAAGAGCUUAAACAACGAAGACGAACACAACAACAUAAAACACAUGAAAAUCAUUGACAGGGAAGAGACCCAAAAUGAUGCUGUAGUGGAGAACGGGAAAAAAGACUGGAUUAAUGACAACGAUGAUCUUGACGUAGACUCAGACAACGAUCUAUCGGACAAUCAGAACUCAAGAAGCCAUAGUCCUGAAGAUGAUGAUUUCCUCGCAGCGUUCGACAAAAUGGUUUCAGAUAACCUUCAAGAUCGAAUGAGAGACAAUGUCAAACCCCAGCAUGUUGAUAUUCCCGUUCCUCUACAUGUGAAAACAAAUGCAAAAAAGACCUAUGAACAACUUCAAGAUCCGGAAACGGAAGAAAAAGGAACAGUCAAUUUUGUUCUAAUGUUGAGGAAAGGGAACAAACAACAAUACAAGAGUGUUGCUGUGCCUACUGACUCUGAACUGGCUCUUAACCUGAGAUCACAAGAGAAGGCGGAAAGAGUAGAGAUGGAAAAAGUCAAGAGGCUAACUCUCGACAUAAACGAUCGUCUGGAGGAGGAGGAUUACCAGGAUCAAUUGUGUCAGAAUCAAAAACCAGCUAUGGUCAACCUAAACCGAGAGAGGAGACACAAAUAUCAGCAUCCCAAGGGAGCCCCAGAUGCAGAUGUUAUAUUUGGGCGGAAAAAGGUCCAAAGAUAAUUGUUGUAAACAGGCUACAGAUUUUAAUUAAGAUGAGUUUUAGCAAAUUUCCCAAAGGAAAUAAGCUUAAAAAGCUGAUUUUAAUAUAAUUUUAAUUUCAAUUUAUACUUUUUUUAAUUUAAAAUAUUUUUAAAUUGUUAUAUAUAUUUGUUAAUAUUAAAAUUAUAUAUAUUUUUAAGAUAUUUAAAUUUUACAGACUUAACAAUAGAAACAUUGGAUUAAUCAACUUGUAAUUUCCAUCAGUCAACUUUACAAGGGUGAGUCCUUUAGCAUUUAUAGCCGUUAUAUUUUUAUCUGGCUCUUUAGAAAUCCUAGUCAUUAUAAAAGUGUUAACACCUGCCUUGAUCCCUAAUUUUUUGGUGUAAAUAUAUGUCUGUAAUAUUUUUUAUUAUAUCAGCAUAUUCAUGUAAUUAUAUUUAUUGUCUAUGUAUUAGGUAUCUUUGAUUUUUGAGGUUUUUGUUUGAUAAUGUUACUGAUUUGGUCUCAGGUUAUAAAAUUUGUCUGAGGUUCCUUUUUUAUUAUGAUAUUUUUCGUUUAAAUUAUUUACUAGGGAUAAUCAUUUACAUUUAUUAUCGUGUGUACAAACUUAUAAAGUAAAUAUGUGUUUUUUUCUGUUUUCAUAGUGAUAGUUUAUUCUAUACUAAUUUUAAAAAAUAUUUUAAGUGGUUAAACAAGUGAAGGUUUUUGUUUGGCUCCACGGAAACAUUUAUGUUCACAUUUGCAUCCGUCUCCUCUCAUUGUGGCUUACAACUAUUAAGGAAUGGAUUGUAAAUAUAUAAGCAUGUAUUUAGACCUUAACUAUACACCAAUGAAUUUUCUUCUUAAUUUGGAUUUUUGUACCUAUCUGUGUGGGUAAAUCCUUUAGUGUCAUUUUUAAAUUAUAUAAAACAAUACGUCAUGUGAAAAUUAAAUACAUAGUCUUUUCAGAAAUGAAUAACUGAAAUGUUAUGAGCGUUGUGUAACGCGUCACACAGUGUUUAUAAAUUCACCACAUCACAGGGAACUACACCGUCGUUUUACAGUUCUGGCCGCCAAUCUGUUGUUGGUAAACUUCUAUAGUAUCCCCUUCCUCCAUCUCUAGGGUAAGGGGGGUGUAACUCUUGUUUAUUGCUUGGCCAACAAAGCGGAAUCUGACAGCUGCCAUGGCUAGCCCCGCUCGAUCACUGUAGGCAUUUAUCAGUUUACAUAGCGGAGUGUUUUUAAAUUUUAAAUUGCACGAUGGCAUUAUCUUGUCCCAUGACUUUCAGGUUGAUGUGUUCAGUUUCUCCCGCUUUCCUGUCCUCGGCCAUGUUGAAUUAUAAAUGUUUGAAGAUAAAAAUAAUCGCACAAUAACUACGAGCUACAAGAUCCCAAGUGGUACCUAAACAUUUGGCCGACGAACAAUCUACUACUUGUUUCCUCUCAUUAGUUGCAGAUUUGUAUAGUAGUACAUUUGAAACUCGCUAAUCGGGCAUGUUUGGGACAUCAGCAGUACAGGGCUAUUUAAAAUUCUGGAUUGCUGCCAUUUAAAAACUCCCAUUAUUGCUAGGAUAGCACAAACACCCCUAAGUCAUGGUGAAAAGGGCGUUUUACUGAAUACACCUAAUGCUCGAAUUGGAAAUAGCACAUGGAAGGUUUAUUCAAUGUAAAAGUAAAUGGUUCCAACAAACUGGGAGAAAGUAUGUUCCCUUUAGCUUGUCAAAAACCCUUAUAUGUCUACAGACUGAGUUUAAGUGGUAUUAUUAUAACGUUACUCAGUCUCUACAUAGGAUAAGAACUUCAAAUGUGAACCUUUACCACUGCUAUAGCAAAUAUAUUACAUUUCAAGGUAGCAGUCAUGAAAUACCUUCGAUGUAAAAUUUAACCAAAUCCGUUAAUUUUAUCAUAGUUUGUGCCCAGUAACUAUGGAUGGAAAAUUUUAUGCUUAACACAAACUCUUUCCCCUAAAAUUUUAUCCAACAUAAUGAUAUUAUCAAUGACUUUUUUAGAAACUGCCUUAAGUAUUCCAUCACAAAACGUAUAUUGUGUUACAUCCAAACCCAUAAAAAACCUUGUAAAUUCGACUUGAAUAACAAAUUUGGAAAACCAAUACAAAUGGCCCCUUAGCUUGCUCAAGAAUUUGAUCCCGGAAUUUUAGUUGUUUUUAACUUUGUGUUAAAAACUGCAAAAGUUUUAAAAAACUGUUUGCAUUUCAAGCUUUAUAAUGGUAUAAAGCAUGUCAUAUUUUAUGUCUGCCUAAGUGGAGGCAUAUUGCGUUAAAAAUAAAAUUCAUUAUUUUUUCACUGAUUGCCAUUAAUUACAAGAAAGCAUUAAAUUAGUGAAAGUAGUGUGCAAAGUUGGCUGUAAUAUUUGAGUAGCCUACAGCUAAAACUAUUCAUAGUUUAUUGAAUACUAGGUAAAAUAAAAGUAGAGUAUUUUAUAAAUAAAAGUUUUUUUAUUUUUACACUAUUUGGCAGUUUUCA